AUGAGUGAGAGAUGGGACUCAAACUCUUCAGAAAACUGGCAUGACAUUUGGAGUGUCAAUGAUACACAGUAUCACCUAUACUCAGAUAUCAAUAUCACCUAUGUGAACUACUAUCUUCACCAGCCUCCAGUGGCAGCAAUCUUCAUUAUUUCCUACUUUCUCAUCUUCGUCCUGUGCAUGGUGGGAAAUACAGUGGUUGGUUUUACUGUGAUGAGGAAAAAACAUAUGCACACGGUCACUAAUCUCUUUAUCCUGAACCUGGCAAUAAGUGAUUUACUGGUUGGCAUAUUUUGCAUGCCUAUCACGCUGCUGGACAAUAUUAUAGCAGGAUGGCCCUUUGGAAGCACAAUGUGCAAGAUCAGUGGAUUCAUCCAAGGAAUAUCGGUUGCGGCUUCAGUCUUUACUUUAGUUGCCAUAGCUGUGGACAGGUUCCAGUGUGUUGUCUACCCUUUUAAACCAAAGCUCACGAUCAAGGCAGCAUUUGUAAUUAUUGUGGUCAUCUGGGUCCUGGCCAUUGCCAUUAUGUCCCCAUCUGCAAUAAUGUUACAUGUAGAAGAAGAAAAAUAUUACCAAGUGAGACUCAACUCCCAGAAUAAAACCAGUCCAGUCUACUGGUGCCGGGAAGACUGGCCAAAUCAGGAAAUGAGGAAGAUCUACACUACUGUGCUAUUUGCCAAUAUCUACCUGGUUCCCAUGUCCCUCAUUGUCAUCAUGUAUGGAAGGAUUGGAAUUUCACUCUUCAAGAUGACAGUACCCCACACAGGCAAGCAGAAGCAGGACCAGUGGCACAUGGUGUCCAAGAAGAAGCAGAAGGUCAUUAAGAUGCUCCUGAUCGUAGCCCUGCUUUUUAUUCUCUCCUGGUUGCCUCUUUGGACACUGAUGAUGCUCUCAGACUACGCUGACCUGUCUCCAAAUGAGCUGCGAGUCAUCAACAUCUACAUCUACCCUUUUGCACACUGGCUGGCCUUUUGCAACAGCAGUGUCAAUCCCAUCAUUUAUGGUUUCUUCAAUGAGAAUUUUCACCGUGCUUUCCAAGAUGCUUUUCACCUCCAGCUCUGCCGAAAAAGAGCAAAGCCCAAGGAAACCUACACUGUAAGAGCUAAAGACAAUGUGAUCAUAAAUACAUCUCAUCAGUUAGCCCAGGAACUUACCAUUCAAAAGUCACAUGAGGAAAAUUUGUCUUGUAGGAAAAGUACUGAAAAACCCAAACAAGAAUUGAUGAUGGAAGAAUUAGGGAAAGCUACUCACAGCAAUGAGAUUUUAAAAGAGCUGGUAUGA
Molecule: messenger RNA, 1278 nt
Organism: Neogale vison (American mink)
Lineage: Eukaryota; Metazoa; Chordata; Mammalia; Carnivora; Mustelidae
Gene: NPFFR2
Product: neuropeptide FF receptor 2
Exons: 3
Coding region: 1-1278 (425 amino acids)
Biological process (GO): regulation of cAMP-dependent protein kinase activity; regulation of MAPK cascade; G protein-coupled receptor signaling pathway
Cellular component (GO): membrane
Molecular function (GO): opioid receptor binding; peptide binding; neuropeptide receptor activity
Source: RefSeq, a predicted model, not a curated record